UCGACAUCUGUGGAGGAGGCUCGUGAAGGACGCUACUGAGCAGUUGGAUGCAAUUACCCUCCAACAACAACGGAUGGCAGAGGAGCGAUGCUCACAACAACAAGCGGAAUGCCAGAGCGCAGUGGGGAGCAGGAUGGCCAAGGCACCCACCUUCUCGAGGGACACAAAUUCAUGGUGCCAAAGAGGGAGAUCCUCGCAGUUCCAGACAUGGGGAAGUGGAAACGCUCACAGGCCUAUGCCGAUUACAUGGGUUUCAUUCUCACCCUUAACGAGGCUGUGAAGGGAAAAAAGCUCAGUUCUGAGUUCAAGGUUUCUGAGGCUGUGCAGCAGCUCGUGUGCCUGCUGGACAUGAUGGAUCGCUGGAUCGAAGAGGUUCCGCCUGUGGAUCAGCCCCAACGCUUCGGCAACAAGGCCUUCCGCACCUGGUGCGCCCGGCUGGAGAAGGAGGCCCCGGCGCUCGUGUCACGGAUGCUACCAGAGCGCCUGCACGAGGCAGUGCCCGAGGCCACCACGUACCUGCUGGAGAGCGUGGGCAAUGCCACGCGCAUUGACUACGGCACCGGCCACGAGGUGGCGUUCGCCUCCUUCCUGUGCUGCCUGUGCAAGAUUGGCUUCCUCAACGCUCAUGACCAGGCAGCCAUCGUUUUCAAGGUGUUUGAGAGGUACCUUUGCGUGAUGAGGCGGCUACAACAAACGUACCGCAUGGAGCCGGCCGGCAGCCAGGGAGUGUGGGGCCUCGACGACUUCCAGUUCCUGCCCUUCCUGUGGGGCAGCGCUCAGCUUAUAGACCAUCCCCGCCUCGAGCCCAAGCACUUUGUGGACCCGGCGGUGGUGAACGAGCAUCACAAGGACUACCUCUUCUUCCAGUGCAUUCACUUCAUUAACCAGAUGAAAACGGGCCCGUUCGCCGAGCACUCAAAUCAGCUGUGGAACGUGAGCGCUGUGGUCUCCUGGAAUAAAGUCAACACGGGUCUCGUGCGCAUGUACCGUGCUGAGUGUCUGGAAAAGUUCCCGGUCAUCCAGCAUUUCAAGUUUGGAAGUUUACUCUCAAUACAGCCGGUCACCAAGUAACAACCGGCAUUCGCUCGCUCGCUCGCCCACCCGCACGCACGCACCACCUCGCCCCCAUGGAACACAUGCCUGACUAUUUUUGGAAAGUCACAUCAAAGGGACUAAAGUAAACUAUUAUGUAAGAGAGGGAGGAAACAGCAGUCCAUGAAAAUGAGCCUUCACAUUUGAAAUUUAAUUGUAUACUUUAAGGAUUGCAUUUCAGAUUGGAGUUGUGCGCUGUGUGGAAUGCCCAAGGGAUUGGCUUCUCAGCCUGCAUGUCAGGUUUAUGAAAAUUAUUUUUAGCACAGUGCCUCAGUGUGAGGAACUGCAGGGUCGUGAGUGAUUCAAAUGCAUAUGCCGCGUAUUACGUCACGCAUGGUAAUAGGAUCAUUAACCACCACUGUCAUUUUUUUAAUCAUCAAGCAUAUGCCAAGUAGGAGGGUGAGGGCAGUUUUGUUCUUACAUGGACCCGUCAGUGUAGCUCAAAAAGAAUCCACUUUUACCCAGAAAGCACUUAUGUGAGCAGACUAUCUGGCAAAACCUAACUUUGGCAGCUAUGAUAGUGAAUACUUAGAUAACUCUCAAUCAUUGAGCGUUUUAACGAGGUGAGCUCAUUAAGACUGUAGUUUUAUUGGAAAGGGGGAUAAUGUCCAAGCAAACAUACAAAUGCACUCGGCAGCCCAACCCCAUAGCAGAUAUUGAAGUACGCAAUGUAGCAAGCAGGCUACUGGAUGACACAUGUUGGCAAGGGCCUCGUCUCAUAAUGUAAUUAAUCUACUUCAAGUUAUGAACCCAUCAUUUCAUCGUACAUUGGUGAUAUCGAUUCCUUUCGCCAUAUUCUGCAAAAUAUACUUGGGCCACCUAACCCGCCUAGGCAGCGAGGGGGGGAAUCCACGAAUGGAAUUGGUUAAAUGGACGUGUGCAACUUAUUUUAUGUGUGGCUUUCAAAAUGUGGAAGGUCCAUUUUGAAACGUUUAACCUCGUUAGUCCCAGCAGCCAAGCGGGCAUGUAAACGUUUAUUUUGUUUUGCAAAAAAAAAAACAUCCCGCAUACCCUGUGGUAAGUUUCUGCUUUCCUCCAUGAAGCACACUGGCUGUCAAGGAACCACCCCGAGGGAAUUGUAUGAGGGCAGUGUAUCGAGUUCACGGCGGAAGAUAUGCUGAAAAUGCACGCACGUGUAAAUGCCAUUGCCGUGAUCAUUAAAAUCAAUGGACCUGAAGUCCGGGCGGUGGAUUGAAAUGUGAGCCAAUUGGAAA
Lethenteron reissneri (Far Eastern brook lamprey) is the source of this 2306-nucleotide messenger RNA. RefSeq names its product protein phosphatase 2 phosphatase activator (gene PTPA). Gene Ontology annotation, biological process: mitotic spindle organization. Lineage: Eukaryota; Metazoa; Chordata; Hyperoartia; Petromyzontiformes; Petromyzontidae. The record is from RefSeq and is a predicted model, not a curated record. Gene Ontology annotation, molecular function: protein tyrosine phosphatase activator activity; peptidyl-prolyl cis-trans isomerase activity. Gene Ontology annotation, cellular component: protein phosphatase type 2A complex; cytoplasm; nucleus.